AUGCUAGAAGGCCUUCCUGCCGCCAAAGAUAAGGAUGCAAAGCCUCCGGUGACUGGCACAGCAAAAGUCUUCUUGAACGAGAAGACCGGCCCACCCCAACACCUAGCCUCAGGUUUCAUCUAUGGCAUUCCGGACAACCCUCUACAAAUCCCCGACCAUUUCUACCGCGACAUCCACUUCCGCUAUACCCGUGCGGGCGGGUCCCAGCUACCCUCCAACCGCGGCUGGGCGCGCUCCGUCAGCGACUACGAGGCGCGCUUCUCGUCCGCGCUCUCCAACUACCGCACCGCCCGCUCCCACGGCGGGCAGUUCAUCUACCUGAUCUCCGACCUCUGGGGCGCCGACGGCGGCCAGCCCAAAGACGCCCUCUGGCCCGGCGACAACGACGACUGGUCGCACUGGGACAACCUCCUCACGCGCUGGAUCGCCGAUGCCCAAGCCCACGACCACCUAGACGGCCUGGUCUUCGACAUCUGGAACGAGCCAGACCUGCAUUUCUUCUGGGGCCGCAGCGUCGAGCGCUGGCUGCGGCUGUGGUCGCGCACGUACCAGCGACUGCGGAAGGAGUUGCCCACGUUGAGGCUCACCGGCCCGAGUCUGAGUGCUUUCCCGAGCAGGGAUAAUCAGUGGUGGAUGGGGUAUCUGAAGCACGUCAGCGAGACGGGCGAGGUGCCGGAUCAGUGGGCGUGGCACAUGGAGAGCGGCAAGACGGAGUCGACCAUGACGAACAGUGUGGCGCUGUUCAGGGAGAUGCUGGGCGAACAUGGGCUGUCCGAGGACGCCGGGCGCGCCGAUAUCAACGUCAACGAGUACGCCACGUACCCGGAGCAGCUGCCGAGUGCGGGCGCGUGGUGGAUCGCCCAGCUGGAGAGGCAGAAUGCUUGGGGCCUCCGUGGCAACUGGGCUAUGGGGGGCGCACUGCAUGACUUCAUGGCUGGCCUGCUGGGGAAGCCGGGCGCAGGGACGGACCAGUACGAGCUGGAGGGAACCGGAUACUGGCCCACCGCGGAGUAUCAGGUGUAUCUAUACUAUGCACGGGAGAUGGUGGGCGGGCGGGUCAGGACUGAGCCAACGGAAGGCGCCGAGGAACUGGGCGAUGUAUAUGCGACGACAGACGGGAAGGUAGUCCGAGUGUUGGCGGGUACGAGGGCGAGGGCGGGAAAAUGGGCGGUGCAGAUCAGCGGGUGGGAGAAGGAGGGGAAAGUGGGCGUCAAGACGCUGGCGUUCAGCGGUGAUGAGAAGGACCAUUUCAUGAAGUUCGAGGCUCCCGAGGUGCUGAGUGAGAGAGAGGUCGAGCUGAAUGAAGGCUCGUUGUUGCUGCCUGUCGAGCACCAAGACACAACAACGGCAUUUGCUUUCGAGAUCACUUGA
This is a messenger RNA of Cyphellophora europaea CBS 101466, 1371 nucleotides long. RefSeq lists its product as uncharacterized. The transcript is spliced from 2 exons. Bases 1 to 1371 code for a protein of 456 amino acids. The record is from RefSeq and is a predicted model, not a curated record. NCBI's taxonomy places the organism in Eukaryota, Fungi, Ascomycota, Eurotiomycetes, Chaetothyriales, Cyphellophoraceae.